Messenger RNA from Parasteatoda tepidariorum (common house spider), 396 nucleotides. Lineage: Eukaryota; Metazoa; Arthropoda; Arachnida; Araneae; Theridiidae. The record is from RefSeq and is a predicted model, not a curated record.
AUGAUUAUUUGUAAUCUCGACAAAAAUUACAAUCAUAAGGAAAAUAUAUACAGCAAAGAGAUUCGCAAUAACGAAACAGUUUCUAAAAAUGUUCCUAAACUAAUAAAUCGAUUUCCAUCUUCACGUAGUGAUUCUAAGCCUGUGGACCAUGAUCUAGUUUUCCCUAUAACUGAAAUAUCUCAAAUGCUACAGGCAGGCGAAGAGGAAUCGGCAGUAUCUCGGGAAGUUCCAGUGUUUUUGGCAGCUGCCGAAGAAUAUUUAGCCUUCCAACUUAUUGAGGCAGCCGACAAAAUUGCGCAAGAAAGGAAACAUACAGCAAUAGAAGAAGAAGAUAUAAUCACAGCAAUUCAUAGAAAUACUGAAUUCAAAAAUGUACUAAAAACACGUUUGGAGUAA